This is a messenger RNA of Ochlerotatus camptorhynchus, 6473 nucleotides long. RefSeq names its product sirtuin 7 (gene Sirt7). The record is from RefSeq and is a predicted model, not a curated record. Gene Ontology annotation, molecular function: histone H3K18 deacetylase activity, NAD-dependent; NAD+ binding. NCBI's taxonomy places the organism in Eukaryota, Metazoa, Arthropoda, Insecta, Diptera, Culicidae. The transcript has 4 exons. Gene Ontology annotation, cellular component: nucleus; chromatin. The coding region runs from base 362 to 4888 and encodes 1508 amino acids.
UGAUGCGAGACCUGUCGAGUGUGUACGUGCGUUCUUGCUGAAGGAGGAAGAAGAAAUAAAUAAACAAUAAUAAAAGUUAAUUCGAUAGAAUUUUGUCUAAUUGUUGAGGAAAUACGUGCGAAAUAACGAAAAAAUCAGCCUCCAGGUGAGUCCCGGGGUACUCGUACUUCGAUUCCGCUAGUCGGUAACUGCAGUGCCAUUUGAAUUGGAUGGAAAAACAUAUCCCGGAAUCGGGACAUCAACAAAGAAUCAUGGAUCCUGCUUUUGGUGAUGCAUAAGCGAUAAUAAUAUGGAUGCGGUAAUUAUCAUCUCUGAUGGGGAGUUGAGCUGAAUUUCGUAAGUGAAGAAAAAGAACACGUGAAUGAUGCGCUUAAAAGGUAUCAAAGUAUCGGCAAUCCUCGAACAGGGGACCAAGCGAUGCCGGCGGUCCGAAACGAAGCAGGAGGAAUGUCCCAAAAAGAAAAAGCUUGAUCUGUGGAAAAAGAUCGUUUCAAUUUUGAAUAAAGCUGAAUCGAAACGAAGCGGUGACGAUGAGCGAUUGCUAGGGAAUCAUAAAACAAUGGUCAAGCAGAUUCUGGAGAGAAGGAAGCGAAGGGUGGUUUACAAGGAACGAAUGAUCGAAAGGGAAGAUGAUCCGAAGGAGAUUGAGUUGAAGGCAUUUAAAUUAGCACAGUCGAUAGUAAAGUCCAACCACUUGGUGGUCUAUACUGGUGCUGGCAUAAGUACUUCUGCAAAGAUUCCGGAUUAUCGUGGCAGCCAAGGGAUCUGGACGCUGCUGGCACAGGGGAAGGAUAUUGGGGAACAUGAUUUGUCUCUGGCUGAUCCGACGUACACUCAUAUGGCACUUUUUGAGCUGCACAGGAGGGGAAUGUUGAAACACGUUGUAUCGCAGAAUUGUGAUGGAUUGCAUCUGAGAUCUGGAAUGCCAAGAUAUUCCUUAUCGGAAGUGCAUGGAAAUAUGUAUGUUGAGGUUUGUAAGAAUUGUAAACCAAAUGUUGAAUAUUGGCGGCUGUUCGAUACCACCCAGCUUACAUCCACUCACAAGCACAAAACGAAUCGACGAUGUCGAAAGUGCGGAAAACCGUUGGUUGAUACGAUUGUACAUUUCGGCGAGCGUGGACAACUGAAGUGGCCAUUGAACUGGGCCGGAGCAACACCACACACUGAAAAGACUGAUGCCAUCCUCUGCCUAGGCUCUAGCCUCAAAGUCCUUCGGAAGUACACGUGGCUUUGGGCCACCGAUAGGCCGAUGAAAAAACGUCCCAAAUUAUUUAUAGUCAACCUUCAGUGGACACCGAAGGAUAAGGUUUCAUCUAUCAAGAUUAACGGGAAAUGCGACGAAGUGAUGAGACAGGUAAUGAAGAAUUUAAACAUCGAUGUUCCGGAAUAUACCCGCAUUAAAGAUCCCAUUUUUGCUCAUGCAACUUUACUACUGCCCGAGGAACAGCACACAGCCUCUCAGCCAAUGCUCAAGAAUGCUAUCAAAGAUGAAGCUACUGACGAAGGUUGUUCGUCAAAUGGAGUCGAUGUUAAGAAGGAACCCAGGUCGGGUAAUAUGGAUAUAAAAAAAGAACCAUCUUUCCAGCAAGUUCCCAUGCUUCUAAAUCCAUCCUGCCUUCUCACACCUCAGCAGCUUUACAUAAACAAUCUUCUCAUACAACAGCAGCUUAACAACUAUAACAUCGUUCUAAAUGCAGCCCAAUUGCAAAUGAAAAACGAAUCAAAACCUGACAUCCCAUCUCCACUAAACCUGCCACCAAAGCUACCGGUUCCGCCUCUGGUUCCUUGCUCACCGAAUGGCAUUCGACCAACCAGUCCACCGGUUUCAUCGCAUCAAUCUAUCCCACCAUCACCUUCUUCGGUCAAUGUUAUCAAAAUUGACACCGCUUCUAGUCUGUUUGGAAACCUACGUCAAAUGAUGAACACUAUAGAUCAAAACGCUCCCACCUCAGACACCAUACCUGCCACUGCAAGCAAAAUUCACAUCCUCAUGAAACCGAUCCUGCCGGCUGUCACGGACGUUCCCAUGCUUGUCCCACUGACACCGGUGAAAACCACUCCUUCCGGUGGGGAGGAUCCCAGUGAGCUUUCUUCCGGUUGUAGGAAAAGUCCGGAAAAGGGCGCAAUCUUGGUAUUUGAAGAUCCGGUCAAAGUGAGCGAGAGCCUACCGGAAUGCAUUCUGCAGGAAGAUGAAACUGAACAGAAACAAACUGAAAUCGGAAACAAAAUACAUCCAGCAAACAUUGAACGGAAGGAAUCGAUUACGAGCGAACCUGUUGAAACACAACAUCAGAUUGAGGGAAAGGUAUUGGCAGAAUCCUCAGUUGAUUCAUCCACUGCUCGAUCUAAUGGAGGAAUUGGUGAAACGGGCGAUCAGAUUGGAAAAGGUGGUUCGAUUCGUGUUCCGGAACCAACGAAGGUAACGUUCAAUGAGAUCGCUAUUUCAAAGGAAGGUAUGCCCAAGACUAGUAAACAUCCACAGUCAGCAGUGGAUGGUUCUACAAAUGAAGAACAUUAUGGAAAGGGUUCGAGUCCGGAUGUAGAAGAUAAAACCGUGGCGCGCAAGAACAGUAUUGAUGAAACCUCUGAAGUCGGUAAAUCUAAAACAGUAAAUCAUUCUGAGAGGUCUUCGGAAGCUUUACCGACAUCAGGAGUGGUAGCUCAUGCUAAAUAUGUCACGAAUUUAACGGGAGUCAAAGUGGCGACUGGAAAACAGAACAUUAUUCCAACGCCAAAACCACCUCGAGAGCCCACCACCAGCCAGCCCCCACCCAAUACCGUUAAAGUAAUUCUCAGCCACAGCCCAGUGUUUAAUUUGUACGAAAGUGCCCCCAAGUUUGUGAACGGAUUUCCUCCCGGGUUGACGCUCAUUAAUCCGAUCAAGUUUCAAUUGCCACUUAAAUUGCAACCAACUUCAACCAAUGCGCCUGUUACGGCCAAUCCUCAACCGCUAACUGGGAUAACCAUCCCAACGAAAAUUCUGGGUGAUAAUAACAGCAAAAAUGUCCCAACGCCACCGGCCAAUCCUAUCGAUCGGAAGAUUCUCGCCGCCAGUAGAAUCAUACUGGGAGGACAGCAACCUAUACAACCACGUCUGAUUCCACCUCCAAAGCCGACUGAUAUGUUGAACCUCAAGAACUUCCGGUUAAGCAAAUCGGUAGGAUCAGAUACCGAAUCCCCGGGCAAACAGGAGAUCUUGAGCAAUGCCAAGCCGGCUGGUUUGCAACUUCCGAAAGUAGCUAGUCCACAGCAUUCUCCCAAUGGAGUUCAAAUGCGACCACCGAUGAUAAUGAAUGGUUCCAUUUCACCCCAGCUAAUUUUCAAUGGAAUGCCAGCAAUCAUCACCACCAAUGCGAAUGCACAAAAAGCAAUUCCAGUGAACCCUGCCCAUCGCUUCCCGAUAGCUUAUGUCCUGAACAACGGCUUGCCAAAUCAAACUGGAAACAUCGUUCUGCUGACGGCACCUCCCAGGUCAGUCAGUCCUUCGAAGGCAUUCUCCCCAAACCUCUCUCAUGUUCCAAUUUUCAAAACGCCAACCAAAUUGCCACAAAGUCCCCCGGAUUCUUCGUCGGACCAAUCGAUCCAGGAGACACCGACAAAAGAUUACACUAAACCGGGUUCACCUUUCACCGAUGAUGACUCGAAUCAAACACCGAACAAGUCAUCACCCCGUAGAUCCAGACGGUUAGAAUCAGAAAAUAAUGAUGAAAAUACUCCCGAGGAGAUCACAUCGGAAAAAUCGAACUCGGAAACGGCACAGAAAACGGACGUGGAUUCAACUCCCGAAGCGACGUCUCCAUCUCCCGGGCGAACUCGUAGCUUCCGCAUCCGCAAAAAGACCGAUUUCCUCAACAUCAAACAUCCAGAGAAGAAACGGCCCAAGAAGGACACGCCGAAGGAAUUCGCGGAGGAUCCUAUUGAAAAGAACUCGGAUGGCGUUACGGAGACAACAACGACGACGAUGACAACUACGACAAUGACUUCGUCGUUGGCAGAGUCAGUUAAAGUACAGGAACCACCUAGAUCGGUUGCUGAUCAACCGGUGUUGCAAACUAUUGUGAUGUCACCUAGUGCUUCGAUUCUGAGGACGCCUCCAGCGACUCCAACAGGACCGACGCUGCCGAUGAGAAGUUUCCUCACGUUUUCCUCACCCGGUGCUUACCUUCAACAGUUCGUAACCGCACCGAUGGGCUGUGCAGCUGAAUCGGCCCAGGACAAGGUUAAACGUAUUCUGAACUACUGCAAGGUGCUUCAGGCGCAAGGAUCCGGCACACUGCCCCAGUGGUACGACGUGAAUUACGCAUACUCCGGACUGCACAGUAUCAUCCAUCCACCGCCACCGAAUGUGAACCUUUGGGGCGGCUCACCGAUCAAACGGGAGGUCGCUAUCGAGUGUAAGUUCUGCUUCGAAAACUAUCGACAGUACGUUUGUCAAUUUUACGUCCCGCAACCGGAGGAAUUCGCGAUUAAAUCGGCGAGACGUGGGAAGAUGAUCGUUUGCGAGUGCUGCGAUUUCUCCGACGAAGAGGAAGAACUACAGGAAGAGGUCAAAGAGGAAAGGAAAGAAGAAGAAGAACAAGGGGAAGAGAAGAAGCCUUUGGAUGAGCAAGUAGAAGUAAAAGAGGAAGCGGAUCCAGUUGCAUCGACUUCUAAGGAGGAGAUUAAGAGUGAGGUGGAAUCCGAUGAUUCGGAGGAUAAGCCCUUGGUAAAGAGGGAAGUUACUGACCGUGGAGAGGUGCAGGAGAAACGAUUGAAAGCCGAGAAGGAACCAUCUUUGGCGUGUAAGGAGAAUGCGGUCAAAGGGCCCGGCAAGAAGAGUCGCGUCAAGCCCGGUUGGUACGGUAAGGGUUACGGUAAGUUAAGGAAGAAGAAGAAACGCUUUGCCUAAGGAAAAGCGCAGAAUGGAUGGCAUUCAUUGCAUUUUCGACAGGAUUUCGCGUUUUUGUGUGUUGCAUUUUUUUUUAGUUUAAGUUUGGGCAUCCCGAAUAAAACUUUACAGUAUCAACAUACCAUGUACUGAUAAUGUUAUCACUGUAACCCAUUGUAAUUUUGUUGUAUUUAAACAAGACAUUUUUCCGCAGAUUUCUAAAUUAAAACGUGGGGCAUUUUUGAGCGGUUCACAGUUUUGUGUGGAACCGAAAUGGUCAAGUCCAAAGGUUGAAAGUAUCAUAAAUAAAGCUCAAUAAUAAUAAUGAAGUUGCGUGUGACAUUGGCAGGCGUAUCGAACCGAGCCGAAAACGCCUUUUGAGUCAUGUGCGUCAUGUGGCAAUUAUUGUACUCGAUCCCAGAGCGGUUUAGAUCUUAAGAGUAGGUCCUCGUUCUAAAUAAUUACGAAUUUUACUACAAACGAUCUCGCUUACACUACGAAUCAAUCAAAAUAGUUGUCCAUAUUUCGAACUUAUUCGAUCGUAAUAUUUUGAAUGAGGUUAAGCUGGUCUGCAUUGCAUCGUAAAGAUGGGAAAACAUUUAAACGAUUGUAUUUAAUACAACGUGAUUUUACAUUUCAAUUUUUAUUCGGGAUGUCAUCUAUGUUCGUUUGCAGCUUGUUUAAUUUUGUUACUCUCAGCAAUGCAGUUUGUUCUUGAGCAGUAACUAUAUUGCAACUCUUCGCAUGUCGGUCCCAUAGUAGUUUUUGUCAAAACUGUGUUUUUCAAUGCAAAUGGUAGCUAAUCACCCAUAUUUGCAUAAUACUGGAAAACUCAAUAACUUUGUUCUGAAAAAGUUUGAAAAGACAGUCAAAUUUGUUGUCUCAUCACAUAAGAAGCAAUGGUUCGAAUCAAGCCUCAAAUACGAUUUUCUCGGCUUGCUGAUUUUCGCCAUGGACGGACAUGAGAAGAGCGGCAGUACCUAUACAGAUGUGGCAUUACAGUAUAUCGAUCGAUAGAUUCGUAUUGUUUCCUCCAAAGUGACGGGAUAUAAUCGCGUGAUGGUCAUUAAUUUCCCCUCCUUCUUUAGUAUGCUAACAUUUGCCUUCCAUAAUCACUCAUAGGUAGCUUACCGAUUUUCGUUUUAAUCCUUAUAAAAACGUAGGACAUACUUCUACAAGCGUUGGAAACAACAAAUCAAUACGUACAUAUAUAGAAACAAACCCUGAUAAACGACGAUCUCAUAUUCAGAACAAAUCGAAAAUAUAGCCUCCACCACGUUUGAUUUAUAUAUUAAGACCGACUACUGGUCAUAUACUUUUCAAACGAUUCUGAACGUGUAAUUAUCGCUUGAACAAAAUCAUAAUUACAAACAAACAUGAACUGCAUUACAAAGCAUGCUUUCAUUAACGUUAGAAACGAAAGUAAACCAAGUUCUAUAAUAAUAAAAAAAAACAAAAUCAAUGUGUGUAUUUAAAAUUGCUCUACCUACUUGCUAGGGUGGAGCACCGAAAGUUGUGUACAUUUUAAAACAUUAGCAUUAAGCCGGAUCCGAUAUGUAGUGUUUAAGUUGAGGAGGGUCGCAUUUUCGCUGGGAGUAGUGUAGAA